Conger conger (European conger) is the source of this 2570-nucleotide messenger RNA. It is a transcript of the gene nr2e1, whose product is annotated as nuclear receptor subfamily 2, group E, member 1. The transcript has 9 exons. Gene Ontology annotation, molecular function: zinc ion binding; RNA polymerase II cis-regulatory region sequence-specific DNA binding; nuclear receptor activity. Lineage: Eukaryota; Metazoa; Chordata; Actinopteri; Anguilliformes; Congridae. Gene Ontology annotation, biological process: negative regulation of transcription by RNA polymerase II; anatomical structure development; cell differentiation. The coding region runs from base 442 to 1632 and encodes 396 amino acids. The record is from RefSeq and is a predicted model, not a curated record.
GCGGCGGAAAGUCACCCACCGCUAACGGGGCUUUGAAUUCCGCACAACUGUUACCAUAAUUUCAAUUAUUUUGUGUUCGUCCAAGACUCGUCUGCCGCUUGCCUGGUUUGGUGCGCCGCUCCGACAGUUUCAGCAACUUUCAGCGCCCGUGUGUCUCGUCCCGAGCAUCGAGAUAUCGGCAACUGUAGUAUUGGAGGAACGACCGCAACUUCCAAGACUUGCUGAUACUCCGGUCUUCACUGAAAACUGGGAAUUUUCUGUCCUGUCCAACGGAGGAGGAAAAGGCAGGACAUUGCUGAAACCCUCGACCGCACUGGAUUUCUUUCAUUUGGUUGUAACAGUUCGGCUGUUCAGAAAAUUGACUUUCGCCUGCUGCACCGUGGCAACGGGAUUUAAUAUUCUUCGUAUAUAAAUAGGCCUACGUUCAAAAUCCCCCCCAAGAUGAGCAAACCUGCCGGAUCAACAAGUGGGUGUUUAGAUAUUUUAAAUGUCAAAUCCAGUCGAAUUUUGGAUAUCCCGUGCAAAGUAUGUGGAGAUCGAAGUUCCGGAAAACACUACGGCGUCUACGCGUGCGAUGGGUGUUCAGGAUUCUUCAAGAGGAGUAUUCGCAGAAACAGAACAUAUGUCUGCAAAUCUGGAAAUCAGGGGGGCUGUCCUGUGGAUAAGACGCACAGGAAUCAAUGCCGAGCCUGCCGACUGAAGAAGUGCCUGGAAGUGAACAUGAAUAAAGACGCUGUGCAGCACGAGAGGGGCCCCAGAACGUCCACCAUACGGAAGCAGGUCGCCCUGUAUUUCAGAGGGCACAAGGAAGUGAACGGGUCCUCUGCCCACUUCCCGGCUUCCUCCAUGCCGGGUCCGCCCUUCUUCACCGCCGUCACCCAGCUGGAGCCUCAUAGCCUGGAGCUAAGCACGGUGUCCAGCACGCCGGAGCGGCAGACCAUCGUGGGGCUAGCGCAGCCCACCCCGAAGUACCCGCAUGAGGUCAGUGGCACGCCGAUGUACCUGUACGAGGUGGCGACAGAGUCUGUGUGCGAAUCGGCCGCUCGACUUCUCUUCAUGAGCAUCAAAUGGGCCAAGAGCGUGCCAGCCUUCUCCACGCUCCCCUUACCUGACCAGUUAAUCCUAUUAGAAGAUGCCUGGAGGGAACUGUUUGUCCUGGGCAUUGCACAGUGGGCGAUUCCAGUCGAUUCGAGCACCCUGCUUGCAGUUUCAGGCAUGAACACAGAGAACACAGAAUCACAACGGUUGAAUAAAAUCAUUUCAGAAAUCCAAGCUCUUCAAGAAGUAGUCACCAGAUUCAGACAGCUUCGCCUUGAUGCAACAGAAUUUGCAUGUUUGAAGUGCAUUGUAACGUUCAAAGCCGUCCCCACUCACAGUGGCUCCGAGCUGAGAAACUUCCGCAACGCCACAGCCAUUGCAGCGCUGCAGGACGAAGCGCAACUCACCCUUAACAGUUACAUACACACACGAUACCCAACGCAGCCCUGCCGCUUCGGGAAGCUCCUGCUUCUUUUGCCGGCGUUGCGGUCGGUGAGCCCGUCUACCAUCGAAGAAGUCUUUUUCAAGAAGACCAUUGGAAAUGUCCCGAUCACAAGGCUGCUUUCAGACAUGUACAAGUCCAGUGAUAUAUGAAUGUGUACGGCCUGCGGUAAAGCUCACGCGCAGCUCACGCGAGACACACGCAUUUGAAAGAGUGCAAAGUCGAGCACCCCAAAGAAUUGCAAUCUUAGUACAUGUGCUGAACAUUUAAAAAAAUCACCACCAUGAUUUUUGUCGAGUAAAAUAGGAUUAUUGACAAAAGCCUGAAUGACAUGAUUUCAGGAAUUACCUCUAACCCAUAUACAGAUCAUGAAAUAUGCUUGUGAAAAGCCACUUUGUUCCAGUUCGCGUAAAAUCCGACGGAUAUCUUCAGAUGUAAAGAAACUGACCAAGAAUGGUCGACUUGUGAAAGGUUGUGUGUAAUUUGUUAGUCGUUUAAUGGCGAUAAACGUUUUCUAAGUGUCUCAAAGACCAAUGAAAGCAGAAGAAACCAAAAUAAAUAAAUAAAUAAAUAAAUACGAUAAAAUAAAUAAAAUCCAAAACAGACGUAAAAACGUGACGUAAUGGAAGAGGGAACUGGUCGCUGUCCCUGACAUAGUGCUGAAACCAAAGGGCAUGGCGUCAUAACACGCUUUAGAAAUGACUGGGCCCCAAGUCCUAUUUCCAUGCGUAAUGAAGUGUGCAGCGAACACUCGAGUGGGAUGAUUUUUAGAGCUUUCGACUGCUUGGCAUUUCAAACGAAAACAGGUAUAAAAAAAAACGCGGCUCGUUUGGCUGCACUGGGCAAAAUAUUGACUGAACUUAAACGGUAAAACAAGUAGCCUUUUACGUAUUUUUGUGCGCGCACGCGUGCGUGUGAGGGGUGUGUGUGUGUGUGUGUGUGUGUGUGUGUGUGGCAGCGUUGAAAUGAUUACUUUGAAAAGUAGACACUAACACUGGAAAACGUUGAGCACUUGUUUAUUUUUGUUUGUUUGUUUGUUUUUUUAGCAUGUAAAUAUUUUCUCCUGUUGUAAAGAGUGGUUUUAAUUUUG